Messenger RNA from Dibothriocephalus latus, 126 nucleotides. The record is from the annotation of a GenBank genome assembly. Lineage: Eukaryota; Metazoa; Platyhelminthes; Cestoda; Diphyllobothriidea; Diphyllobothriidae.
AUGAAGCCCGCUGAGAUUGAAAUUGGUGAGCAGGCGGCUGGUGAAGAGGAGCUGCAUGAGCCCUUUGGCGAGGUCAUAUGCCCUCCACCCGCCCUGCGUGCGCAAGAAGGCAACCUACAUGGGUGA